Molecule: messenger RNA, 1380 nt
Organism: Neoarthrinium moseri
Lineage: Eukaryota; Fungi; Ascomycota; Sordariomycetes; Amphisphaeriales; Apiosporaceae
Exons: 1
Coding region: 1-1380 (459 amino acids)
Biological process (GO): arginine metabolic process
Cellular component (GO): mitochondrial matrix
Molecular function (GO): transaminase activity; identical protein binding; pyridoxal phosphate binding
Source: RefSeq, a predicted model, not a curated record
AUGGCCUUCCGACUCCCGAUUCGACGACUGGCGACCUCUGGCCGACGAUGCCUCUCGUCAGAGGCGGCUGCAGCCACCUCCAACCUCCCACGGGCUGCCCAGUCGGCCAUCGCCAGAGAUGCCGCCCUGCCGAAUCCGGAUCCCGCUGAGGACUCCCCGAGUGCGGCCAUGGUGAAGGAGCACCAGAGAUACAUGCUGGCAACAUACGCCCGGCCGCCGCCUGUGUUUGUCCAAGGCGAAGGCUCCUACCUGUGGGACCUCGAGAACCGCAAGUACUUGGACUUCACGUCCGGCAUUGCUGUCAAUGGACUUGGCCAUUCCGAUCCAGGUAUGGCCAGGCUCAUCGCCGACCAGGCCAAGACCCUAUUGCACGCUUCGAACCUUUACUACAACCCUUGGACCGGCGCCCUUUCCAAGCUCCUUGUCGAGAAGACCCUCGAGUCCGGCGCCAUGCACGAUGCCGAGACAGUUUUCGUAUGCAACUCGGGUUCGGAAGCGAACGAAGCGGCGAUCAAAUUCUCUCGCAAGGUUGGCAAGGUGUUGGACCCAUCGGGGGCCAAGCAUGAGUUUGUCUCUUUCCACGGCUCCUUCCAUGGCCGAACCAUGGGAAGCUUGUCGGCCACACCGAAUCCGAAAUACCAGGAGCCCUUUGCGCCGAUGCUGCCAGGCUUCAAGUACGGAACAUACAACGACGUUGCUGGCAUCAACGAGCUGGUCACGGAUAAGACAUGCGGUGUCAUCAUUGAGCCCAUCCAGGGAGAGGGAGGUGUCAACGUUGCGACCGACGAGUUCCUGAUCGCAUUGGCCAGGCGGUGCCGAGAAGUCGGUGCCGUGCUCAUCUACGAUGAGAUCCAGUGCGGCAUGUCCCGAACUGGUAGCUUCUGGGCUCACGGUCAUCUACCUAAGGAGGCCCAUCCCGAUGUUAUCACCACUGCAAAGGCUCUUGGCAACGGAUUCCCCAUCGGCGCCACCGUCGUAAACAACACUGUGAGCGAGAAGAUCAAGAUUGGUGACCACGGGACCACUUUCGGCGGCAACCCGAUGGCAUGCCGACUGGCACACUAUGUGGUGUCUCGAUUGACAGAUCCCGCUCUGCAGAAGGGUGUUGUCGAGAAAUCGGAGGUCUUGAGGAACCGAUUUGCUCAACUCCGAGAACGAUUUCCAGACCUUAUCAGCGAAGUCCGCGGCAAGGGUCUAAUCCUGGGUCUGCAGCUCACGCAAGACCCUACGGCGAUCAUCAAGGCAGCCCGCGAGAGAGGCUUGCUGAUCAUCUCCGCCGGUACCAAUACCUUGCGAUUCGUGCCACCCCUCACUAUCAGCGCAGAAGAGCUAGAAAGUGGCCUGGAUAUUCUGGAGGAAGCCAUUGCAUCGACGCUGUAA